Molecule: messenger RNA, 2434 nt
Organism: Helianthus annuus (common sunflower)
Lineage: Eukaryota; Viridiplantae; Streptophyta; Magnoliopsida; Asterales; Asteraceae
Product: GATA transcription factor 26
Exons: 8
Coding region: 494-2134 (546 amino acids)
Biological process (GO): regulation of DNA-templated transcription
Molecular function (GO): zinc ion binding; sequence-specific DNA binding
Source: RefSeq, a predicted model, not a curated record
AGAAGAAGCGAGGGUCAUACACACACAAACACAACUUCUCUUUCUUUCUUUCUUUCUCUCUCUCAUUCGCCAUUUUCACCUUCUUUUCCUACCAUUUAUUAGAUUCCUUUUCUUCCUCUUCUUCCAUUUGAUUAUUAUCAUUAUUAUGCAGAUGCUUAUGUUCAUAUGAAACAACAAUAACCCAUCUAAUUUCCCUUUUUUCCUCCAUUAUUUUACUUGGGUUUUCAACAAAUUAAACCCCUUUUUCAUUUUUCUUUUGGGGAUUUCUUGAAAUCUUUCUUUCAAAUCUUUAUUUGAAAUCUUUAUUUGAAAUCUUUCUGUACCCAGUUGAAGUUUGUUCAUAAUAUUUAUGGGUUUUAAUUUUUGUUGAAAAAUGAGUUUUCUUUACAGAGAAUAGUUCAUCUCUUUGUUCUUUUUUAAUUUUUUUUUUACUUUUAAUUUGGAUUUUAUUUAAUUUUUGUAUAUUUUAAGUGAAAAAAAAAAUUGUUCAGAGAUGGGAAAGCAAGGACCUUGCUGUCACUGUGGUGUUACAAGCACCCCGCUGUGGCGAAACGGGCCACCCGACAAGCCCGUAUUGUGCAACGCAUGCGGGUCGCGUUGGAGAACCAAAGGAUCACUUGUAAACUACACGCCACUUCACGCUCGAGCCGAGCCUGAUGAUUUGAUAGACCAAAGGGUUUCUAGAGUGAAGACUAUAUCCAUUAAGAGCAAAGAGACAAAGUUACUAAAAAGAAAGCCGAAUUACGACAAUGUAGCAGGCGGAAACGGUACCGCUAGCAUUACGCUCGGAAGCGGUGGCGGUGGCGGUGGCGGUGGGAUUGGGUAUGACUACCAUAACCAGGCUUUUCGCAAAGCGUUUGAUGAAGAUACUAGUAAUAGAUCGAGUUCCGGCUCUGCUAUAUCGAAUUCCGAUGGCUAUAUGCAGUUUGCCAGCGCAGAUGCUAGUGAUUUGACCGGUCCAGCGCAAUCAUCGGUUGUUUGGGAUACAAUGGUACCGUCACGAAAACGAACAUGUGUUAACCGACUAAAACAAUCUCCUGUUGAGAAACUCACCAAAGAUUUACACACCAUUUUACAUGAACAACAAUCGUACUUUUCGGGUUCGUCAGAAGAAGAUUUGAUUUUCGAAAGUGAUACACCGAUGGUUUCGGUUGAAAUAGGGCAUGGGAGUGUUCUUAUUCGUCAUCCGAAUUCCGUGGCUCGUGAAGAAGAGUCUGAAGCGAGUUCACUUUCUGUUGAUACGAAAAACGAGGCUUAUUCACGCUUCACUAAUACUACCCUUCCUGUAUAUAAUGCUAACAAGGGUGGAAAUUUCUCAAGCCGGCCCAAAAAGCCCAUUAAUCAAGACCAUUUGAACCGGGAUGAUGACGAAAAGUUGCACAUACUCGUGAACCAUAGUUCGCCACUGUACAACAUUGAUCUGAAUGAUAUUAUCAACUUUGAAGAGUUUAAAAGUCAAAUGACGUACGAUGAACAGCAACAACUGCUUAAAUAUUUACCUCGUGUUGACACUCUUCAAGUUCCCGAUAGCCUCGAAAGCAUGUUCGAUAGCCCUCACUUUAAGGAGAACGUAUCUUCCUUCCAGAAGCUUCUUGCUGAAGGGGUUUUCGAUCUCUCUAUACCAACAGUGAAAAACGAAGGCUGUAAAACAUUGAAGAAGCUUGCGCUUUGUAGUGCUACAAAAUCUGAUUGGGUGGAGAAAUAUAAUCAGCUUCAGGAUACAAAACGUAAAUAUGACAAUGGAGGGUCUGUAGUUGGUGGAGCGCGUAAUGCCAUGACACCUGGCCAUUCUGUAAACGUAAAGAGAUCUCGAGAUGCCCUAUUUCAACCAUAUCCAGGAUCGAAGACUGCAAUGAAGAGCCCGAAAAGACCAUCAAUGAAGGCAAGCUAUGAGCACAAAGAGCCUACGGACAAUGAUGGGCCGGGCUUUAGCCCAAGAAGCUUGUUCGCGUUACCACCUGAUCAUAGCUCGCUAAUGCUCGAUUCACUAAAAUACGCAGAUGAAAAUAGCGAUCAAGACCUGUUGCUAGAUGUGCCAUCAAACAAUUCUUUCCCUCAAGCAGAACUACUGCUACCAACCGCCCAAGCAAGCACUAGUAGUAGCUCAAUAUAUCAAAAUUUUGUGGGCCCGUGACACAAAUUAGUCGAAACCUCUCUUUCUAGGGUUUACGUAGGUGACUAUUCUAUUAUGAUAACUUAUGCCGGACCGUUGUAAACUCUGUAGCCUCAGUGUACUGAAUAACUUGCUACCGCGGCUUUGUUGGUUAUAUUCGCACAGGAUCUUAUCGUUUGGGUUCGUUGUGUUUUGCACCGUAAACAUUUAGGUUUGAUGGUUGCGUUUUUUGGUUUUUUAAUGUACGCGCUGACGAAAAGAUUGUAUUGUGAAAAGGUUAUAAUGAUGGAAAAUGGUAAUCCCAAAAGAUUUUGUAUCCAA